UUUCGUUUUCAAUUGGCUGUAGUCUACGUGACUCACUCUCAGUGCAGUGACUCGUGUGGGAGUUCCCUGGAGUCCAGGAUGGAAGGGGAAAGGUUUUUUAUCAAGCGCAAUGAAGGUUCGUUCCUGGUCAGUGUGUGAAUAACAGGGAAGAAGCAUGGCUGUAGCAUUCCUGACUUUUAAGGAUGCUCACUCCCUCCUGAAACGAUUCCCUCGAGCCAAUGGCUACAUGGAGGAGCUGCGACAGGGGAACAUCGAACGGGAGUGUGUCGAGGAGAGCUGCAGUUUUGAAGAAGCCAAUGAGGUGUUCGAGAACAAAGAGCGAACGAUGGAGUUUUGGAAAAGUCGUGGUUCCUACACCGUGAGCAGCAACAGUGACGGGCGAUCUGAGCGCGCCGACACCGUCUACAUGGUGGUUCCUCUGUUGGGCGUGGCCCUGCUCAUCAUCAUCGGCCUCUUCCUCCUGUGGAGGUGCCAGCUUCAGAAGGCCACGCGGCGGAGGCCCGCCUACACCCAGAACCGAUACCUGGCCAACAACCGCAGCACUCGCAGCCUGCCGAGGAUCCUGGUCUACCGGGAAACGGUGGCACACGACAGCCCCCACCAGGAGUCCAACUCACACCCCACCGUCAUAGUGAGCGGCGCCGAGAGGGGAGAAGCAGGGAGAGAGGGGGGCAGAGGGGGAGGGUUGGACUCACACGGCCUUCACCAGCACAACACCCGCUCCCUGUACGUCCAGGACUCCUCCUUCUCCGUGGCCUCCCGGCUGUCUGGAGCCACACCUCCUCCGUCGUAUGAAGAGGUGACGGGACACCUGGAGAGCAGUGGAGACGAGACCGCGGCUCCGUCAUACAGUGACCCUCCACCCAAGUACGAGGAGAUAAUAAAGGAGAAAUGAGGGGCUGGAGCCACGUGUUGAGCACACCCACAGUAGGUCGUUGUCGUCCAGCGAUGUUCACUCUGAACAAACGUCACUUCAUCACUUUGAUCUUCAACAACAUGGACUUUUUCAGGUUCUGGGAAUUUGGCUCCAAAAACGUCACCCACUUUAUGUUGUCACAUAAAGGGGGUGAUUAUGAUGACCCCCCCCUCCCUGAUUGGGUAGUUCCACCCUUAAUUGCACUCCCAUGACGACACUAGGGGGAGACAUCCAGGGAGGCAGUACAACAUUUUAAAUUUAAUUGAUUAUAAAAUGUAACCUGAACUUAAAAUAAGGGAUGUGUUUUGGCAACAAUCCGACGAUACCAUACGUAUCAAGAUACAGGGGCAACAAUACGAUAUGUCGCGAUAUUUUGUGAUACUAUAGUCACGCUGAUAUAUUGAGGGUUUUUUUUUAGUCCCAGUGUGAUCCUAGUCUCAGACUCUGUUCCAUCUGAACAUCAGUUCCUAACUCUGGAACAGAGGGAUCUACAUUUGGAAUCACCAGUUAAAAUCAAGAACUGAUCAAUGACUGAGGAGAUUGAUACGGGAUCAGGAGAGGAGAUAUUGUGAUAUAUUCAGUGGAUGGAGAUUUUCUUACAUCCCAGACCUAAAAUGCCACACAGUCAAUCACAGCCCGUACACAUGAGAUCAAAGGGAUUCCCCACUUUUGUUUACAUUCAUCUUCUAUCCUAAAUAUGUCACCAAGUGUUGGUAUGGUGGUUGUGAUGUCAUCAUCUGUACAGGUGCCUCUGGGAUCUUUUCUCAUAGAUAACGUUUCACUGCCAAAAACAUGUGCUCUGCUUCACUCUGAUCUGUGUCUCUGUGCUCCUCGUCCUCACUGUGAUCCUCAGAGCGUGGACGUGGACACGUCCCUGCUCUCACGGGAUCACUGCCUGCACCAACCUGUGGGUGCCACGCCCUGUGAUGUCACUGCCGCCUUUUUAUUCACCUUCAAACGGCAGUGAAGUCCAGUGUCUCCAGUCAGAACUUCUGCAGCUCGGUGCCAAACGGACGGGACUUUAUUUGUUGCCAAAUGUGCUUCGUUCAGUACUAGAUAUAUGAAUCAGUGUGUGUGUGUGUGUGUGGACCAAGCGCUGUUCACUGUGUUUAAUCAGUACCGUCUGACACCUGGUAAUGACACCUGGUACUUUUCUUGCUGCCAAUCAGCCACAGAAUUCAUUUGUAUAUUUCUUCAAAACAACUAGUAUAUGAACAAAUACAGGAUGGUUUUUUUUUAUAAUUUCUAGUUAGAACAGUUCAAAUCAGUGUCCCAGGUGUCACUAAUGUCUAAAGAUUUUAUUGAGGAUUUCACUGCCUUUAAAAGUUCUGAUAUAAAAUUAAAAUGAGAUUAUUAUUA
Molecule: messenger RNA, 2275 nt
Organism: Cynoglossus semilaevis (tongue sole)
Lineage: Eukaryota; Metazoa; Chordata; Actinopteri; Pleuronectiformes; Cynoglossidae
Gene: prrg3
Product: proline rich and Gla domain 3
Exons: 4
Coding region: 155-895 (246 amino acids)
Cellular component (GO): extracellular region
Molecular function (GO): calcium ion binding
Source: RefSeq, a predicted model, not a curated record